Messenger RNA from Penicillium subrubescens, 1126 nucleotides. Its product is annotated as AMMECR1 domain-containing protein. The coding region runs from base 72 to 1082 and encodes 336 amino acids. The record is from RefSeq and is a predicted model, not a curated record. NCBI's taxonomy places the organism in Eukaryota, Fungi, Ascomycota, Eurotiomycetes, Eurotiales, Aspergillaceae. The transcript has 2 exons.
UACCGUCUCUUGUCUUGAAUUUCUCAAGCUUACUGGAAUCCACCACACCACCAGUUAAAGCUCUUGCAGUUAUGGCAAACACCGCCCAGUGCUUCUAUUGCUUUGAAAGCCUGUUGGCCUCCUUUGAGGAUCGCCAGCCCCCCUCCCUGGCUGAUAUAGAGACCCUCUGGGAGCAGCAUGAGCAAUCUAAGAAGCUUUCGUCUCUUGGAGAUCAAAAUCUAGACGAGGAGCAAGAGGAUGCUGAGGCAGAGAUAGCGCAGUCCGUAAAUGAUUUGGACGCCGAUGCCGAGGGCACCAGGUCGUCCAACCGGCCUCAUGGCUUGAAACUACCUAGCAUCAACCGCCUACAAAGCCAGGUAUUGUCUGACUCGUCCAGCACAGCUACGACGCCUUCUUGUGCGUCAAAUACUUCGUCAAACUCGCUCUUGUCUAGUAGCACGACUGUGACGACCCCGAGCGCGCAAUCAGAGGGUAUAAGUUCAAGAGCCAAGUCUACCGGCCAGCGAUAUCCGCUGUUCGUGACUUGGAACACGGUUUCCCGCGGACACAAGUCGUUGCGCGGGUGCAUAGGCACAUUCGAAGCACAAGACCUCGAAGCGGGUUUGAAGUCCUACGCUUUGACUUCGGCCUUUGACGAUACCCGCUUCUCUCCGAUUCCCAAGUCCCUCCUGCCCUCGCUCUCAUGCUCCCUAACUCUCCUGGGCACAUUUGAGCCAUGUACCAACGCUAUGGACUGGACCCUCGGCACCCAUGGCAUCCGUAUCUCCUUCAUUCACCGUGGCCGUCGAUACGGUGCCACAUACCUACCCGACGUUGCCGUGGAACAAGGAUGGUCGAAAGAAGAGACUGUUGAGAGUCUGAUGCGCAAGGCAGGCUGGGACGGUGGUGCAGGCGGCGUUGCUCGGCGAUUACUACGCGCUGGAGCCAGUUCUAGCGGUACCAAGCCGUGGGAUCAAGUCUCCGAUUUCCGGACAGUCCGUUACCAGGGCCUUAAGGCGAGCGCGAGUUAUGAGGAGUGGCAGGAGUGGCGGACUUGGGUGCUUUCGCUGGAUGAUGGGCGGGAGAUUCUGGAUACGGCUUGAGUUUGCUGGUCCUUUGGUACCUCUUACAACCUCCAUAUGCCGUG